Penicillium daleae is the source of this 750-nucleotide messenger RNA. RefSeq lists its product as uncharacterized. Lineage: Eukaryota; Fungi; Ascomycota; Eurotiomycetes; Eurotiales; Aspergillaceae. The transcript is spliced from 2 exons. The coding region runs from base 1 to 750 and encodes 249 amino acids. The record is from RefSeq and is a predicted model, not a curated record.
AUGAAGUUUCUUCUUUCUCUUCUGACCAGCACUGGUCUUGUCAAUGCUGCCCUUUUUGGCUCGCCCACCACCCAUACCAAGCGUGAUAGCUGGGGAGGCAGUGUUUCAUUAGGCCCGUCCAAGUCGACUAUCAUUAAUGCAGUUACCACCAUCAUUCCUGGUACUGCUCCUUCCACCCAGAAUGGUGAGCUUUUCCUCUGGCCGGGAAUGUCCAACGGUACUGGAGACUUGAUCCAGACCACCUUGGAAAGCUGGCCUGAUAACUCUUGGUGUGGAGCCACCACUGGCCAGUGGUGUGUUCGCGCCAGUGUGUUCGGGUCUUUCGGCCAGCUAGAUGGCACUGCGAGCCCGGUCAGUGGGAACGAGAAGGUUCGGAUUGAAUACAAUUUGGAGAGUGACGGACAGACUUGGAAGCAGUAUGUUGCAUAUUGGAGAUGGAGACUUGAUAUGAUAUUGACUUCUUGCAGGACUGUCACCAACGCCGACACCGGAGCCCUCCUUUCUACAUACUCGCUUGCCUCUGGCCCCUACAUGACCGGCUACGGUACCGGAACUGAGUGCGACAGCGACUGCACUGGCACUAUCGCCGCCCAAGAGUACCUCAACACGACCAUCACUCUGGCCUCCGCCGACACCACUUUCGGCAGCACCAUUGCCACUGCUCAGGGCGCUUCCUACACUGGACUGAAAUCGAGCCAGAGUGGUAAGGUCUGGGUCAUUGACACCAUCAACAUUCCCGCCAUGUCUUAA